Ilex paraguariensis (yerba mate) is the source of this 1343-nucleotide messenger RNA. NCBI's taxonomy places the organism in Eukaryota, Viridiplantae, Streptophyta, Magnoliopsida, Aquifoliales, Aquifoliaceae. The record is from the annotation of a GenBank genome assembly.
GGAAAGAUGUGUGGUUCGCUUGGAAGGCAAUUUGGGUGCUUAGGCAUCCUCUUUCAGGCGCACCUCCUUCAGGUGACCCACCUCUUUCAGGCGAGAAAGAAAAUUUUGAUAAGGCUGAAGAACUGUAUGCAGAGACGCCUAUGAAUUGGCAUGAUUCUGUUGGUUCAAAUGCUUUGAUAAAUGGAUAUUUGAAGAUGGGGAAAUUGGAUCAGGCAGUUAGGGUUUUUGAAGGCAUGAUGGAGAAAGAUGUGGUUUCUUGGAGCUCAAUGGUUGAUGGGUAUUGUAGAAAUGGAAGACUUGGUGAAGCUAGAGUGUUAUUUGAUAGGAUGGAAGGGAAAAACGUGGUUACUUGGACUGUUAUGAUUAAUGGCUAUGUGAAAAUGGCGUGUUUUGAAGAUGGGUUUGGUUGUAUAGAUGCGGUUAAUAAUGUAUUUUGUACGAUGAAGGAGAGAGAUGUGGUUUCUUGGAAUUCUCUAAUUGCUGGUUAUGUUCAGGCGGAAGAAAUUAAAGAGGCUUACAAACUUUUCAAGGAAGUACCAGAUAAAGAUGUAGUUUCUUGGACGACCAUGAUUACUGGGUUUUCUAGUAGAGGGAUGACAGGGAAAUCCACUGAGUUGUUUAAAAUGAUGCCAGAGAAAGAUGAUGUUCCUUGGACUGCUCUUAUUUCAGGGUUUGUGAACAAUGGAGAAUGUGAGGAGGCUAUCCAUUGGUUCAUUGCUGGUUUGGCUAUUAAACCAAGGCUUGCAAGUACAUGCUCAUGUUUUGAAAAUGGAUAUGGAACUAGAUUUCCCCAUUCUAGGGUUUGGGGUGCUCUUCUUGGUGCAACCAGGAACCAUGUGCGACUUGAACUUGCUAAACUUGCAGCUCAACAUCUUUCUGAAUUGGAGCCCCACAAUGCGGCUCCUUAUGUGGUUUUGUUCGACCUUUACUCUGUUUCAGGGAACAUGAAGGAUGAGGAACAAGUUAGAAUAGCUAAGAAAUUGAAAGGGAUAAAGAAAAGUCCAGGUUGUAGUUGGAUUAUGGUGCAGGACAAGGUUACUUGUUCCUUUCAGGAGACCGAUUCAGUCCAGUCAGUGUUUCUUGUUGUUGGGAAUUCAUCCUCCAUGAUGGUGCUCGCCAUCAUAGUUAUGCUAUUUAGGACUAUAACUGUGAUGACCUUGCUGGUGGCGUUCUCAUUCUAUGGUGCAAAUCAGUUGAAGUUUCACUGGGUGGAAUGCUAUGAAAAGCUUCUUGUAGGCUCAGUCCUAUGUUUAGUUGGAGUUUUGACACUAGUCUUUCAUCAUCAUGAUGGAGACGUGAGUUCUACUGGAGAGCAUUUACAUAGGAAGCUCAUUGCCAUAUGA